CUCUUUGAAAAUUCUCUCCACUAUAUGUCCCAUUACAAUUUUGAUGACUAUGAUAUAGAAGAAGUUAAUAACACGUCUUUUUCCCAUCUAUAAUUCAUGAAUUUUCCUCUUACAAAUUUCACUUCUACACAACUUCAUGGGAAACAGUAGUAGGUUUAUUCUUGCUCUUAUGGUGGUGAUGCUGUUGCAGAAUUCUGUGUUUUCCUUGUCAACGAAAUCAACAACAACCACCAUCAGCACCGACCGGCUGGCUCUUCUUUCGCUAAAAGCCCAUGUCAACAGUGAUCUCCUCGCAACCAAUUGGUCUUCUGCUACCUCUGUUUGCAAUUGGAUUGGUGUAUCUUGCGGAUUCCGACACCAAAGAGUCACUGCUCUGAAUCUUUUUGCCAUGAAUCUGUCUGGCACCUUACCACCCCACCUUGGAAAUCUGUCUUUCCUAGCUUGGCUCAACAUCGGAAACAACAGUUUUCAUGGUUCAUUACCCAUCGAAUUGGCAAAUUUGCGUAGGUUGAAAUCGAUAAGCUUCUCUAACAACAAUUUCAAUGGAGAAAUCCCAUCAUGGUUUGAUUCCUUCACUAAACUUCAGUACUUGUCUCUGGAUGGUAACAACUUCACAUGUGUUAUCCCAUCUUCUUUGUGCUCUUUGUCAAAACUAGAGAGUUUGGUCUUGUCUGAAAAUAAUCUGGAAGGUCAGAUUCCUGUGUCUAUUGGAAAUCUUUCAAGCGUGAAAAGUUUAUAUUUGAACAACAAUCAACUUUCAGGCUCCAUACCUUCCUCAAUUUUCAACAUAUCUUCAUUGCUAGAACUUAAUCUCAUCAGCAACCGGAUUUUUGGUUCCAUUCCACUCAAUAUUUCUUCCCUGAAAAGAAUUGGUUUUACAUUUAAUAAUCUCAGUGGUCAUCUCCCGUCUGAUAUGUUUGAUCAUCACAAGGGCUUUAUUUGACUAAGAACCAACUUUCUGGUAGAAUUCCAAUCAGUUUAUUCAAGUGCAAAGAGUUGGAAAUUUUAUCCUUAUCUUUCAAUCAUUUUGAAGGGACUAUACCUCGAGAAAUUGAAAAUUUGACUAUGCUUAAUAUUUUGUAUCUCGGCGACAACCAGCUCCAAGGUGAAAUUCCACAGCAGAUUGGUAAUCUAACACACUUGAAAAUG
This is a messenger RNA of Durio zibethinus, 1149 nucleotides long. NCBI's taxonomy places the organism in Eukaryota, Viridiplantae, Streptophyta, Magnoliopsida, Malvales, Malvaceae. The record is from RefSeq and is a predicted model, not a curated record.